Molecule: messenger RNA, 3065 nt
Organism: Xiphophorus maculatus (southern platyfish)
Lineage: Eukaryota; Metazoa; Chordata; Actinopteri; Cyprinodontiformes; Poeciliidae
Gene: gramd1c
Product: GRAM domain containing 1C
Exons: 18
Coding region: 117-2090 (657 amino acids)
Biological process (GO): intracellular sterol transport
Cellular component (GO): endoplasmic reticulum membrane; endoplasmic reticulum-plasma membrane contact site; plasma membrane
Molecular function (GO): sterol transfer activity; sterol binding
Source: RefSeq, a predicted model, not a curated record
GAGGAGCACAUUUGGCUCAACCUCAGAGGUUUCAGAACCAAACAAACCUACUUUUUAAACCUCGGCCAGACAGAACCGGAACCCUGGGUCCUCUCCGUGUUAGCCCAGCAGAGCCGAUGGACCAGCUUUCCAACCGGUCAGGAGUGGGCAGUGACGAUAUCACGGAUGAAACAGGAUCCCUGCUGGAUGUCCAGUUGAGCUCGGAUGAAGAUAGCUCCGAUGCUCUGGGUCCAUGUCUCGCUGUGCCUCAGUCUCCUCUGCCAAGCUACAAACAGAGGGUGGAGGAGUUUAAGAGGCUGUUCAAGGAGCUGCCUGACUCAGAAAUACUCAUUUUAGACUAUCCCUGCGCCCUCCACCGGGACAUCCUCCUUCAGGGACGCCUCUUCCUCUCAGAGAACUGGAUCUGUUUCUACAGCUAUGUGUUUCGUGGUACAAAGAUUACACUGUCUCUCAAAGAUAUAACCACAAUGUCCAGAGAGAAAACGGCUCGACUGAUCCCCAACGCCAUCCAGAUCUGCACGCAUACCGAGAAGUAUUUCUUCGCUUCCUUCUCGGCAAGAGAGAAAAGCUAUCUGAGUGUUUUCCGCAUAUGGCAGAACACUCUGCUAGACAAGACUUUGACGUGCCCGGAGCUGUGGCAGAUGAUCAAACAGCACUAUGGCUAUGAUCUGGGCCUGAACAAUGAGGAGAUGGAGAGUUUACAGGUGUUAAUAGAAUCAACUGGGCAGACCAGCCUGCAGCAGAAGUUCAGCGGUGGCGUUGAUGAAGGUCUUGGGAGACUGGAGCGGCCCAACAGCCUCCGUCUCCCAGUGGUGGAGCAUGUUCCGUUGCAGAGCUCCACACCUCAAGGAGAGGAGAUGCCUUCACCCAUCAGCUCACCAAGAACAACCAACACGGAUGAGUCUCUUAACACCCCGUCCCUACACCGAACUCCGACUCUUCCAUUGGAGCGACACCUUGCAGAAAGGCUCUCCAAGCGUUCCACUCAGUCCCUCGACCUCAACGCCAAUGAGAACUUGUUGGAGCAAAGCGGCUCAGAAACCAAUGAAGAAGUGGAGGAUCGAAUGGACAAGUCCGAGGAACCUGGGCGACUGUACCUUAACAAGGUUUUCCACAUGAGCGCAAGCAAAAUGUUUGCACUGCUCUUCACAGACUCCAGCUUCACUCAAAGGUUUAUGGAAAUCCGCAGGAUAACGAAUCCGAGCUCUACUGCCUGGCAGAAGGAUGACUCAGGAAAUGACAAGCGGGUCAUGAACUACACUAUAACCAUCAAUAACCCCCUUAUUGGGAAGUUCUCCACCGCUACAGAGUACCAGACUCUGUCCAAAGAAUCCAGGGAGGGUCAGUAUUACCAGGUGGAUGCUGUGGUGCACACUCAUGACGUCCCCUACCAUGAUCACUUCUACACACAGAACCGCUACUAUAUCAUACGAGUCUCCAAACGGAAAAGUCGACUAAGGGUGUACUCUGAUGUGAAGUACAGCAAACCAACAUUUGGUCUAAUCAAAACCUUCAUUACAAAAAACUCCUGGAGUGGCAUUGAAGACUAUUUUAGACAACUGGAAGCUGAACUGCUGGAAGAGGAGGCAGAGAUGAACCAAGCAGUUGGAGAGUCUGGAAAAGCUGGGCUCCGCAGGAGGAGGCGAACGUUCAGCCGGACGCUACUGGAUCAUGGAAAGCCCGGCAAGCAGUCAGUGCGGGAUCCUGACGACAGAGAUGGAAACAUGGGCCCCUUGGAUACCACAGGCCCACAGAGAUGGAGCACUACUGCAAUAGUUCUUAGCAUGAGUGUAAUUCUGCUGAUCCUGAUGGUAGUCAAUCUGGGCUUGUUUUUCAAGCUGUGGGCCAUGGAAGACGUGGCUCACCGCAUGUACCUCACGACAAAGCAUCGGCUCAGGGAGCGGAUGGAAACCAGCUUUGGACCACAGUAUGGUCCCAAGCCAUUGCCAGGAUUCAGGACAAUUGAGGACAUGCAGCUGCUAAAAACUGUCCUGCAGGACUCCAUUCUUCUUCUAGAACAACUCCGUACCUCUCUAGUUGUGCUCCAGCAGAAUUUUGCUAUGGCCAAUCAAACAGCAACUCAGCAGUGACCUCAUCCCAACUGCACUUAAAGAAGCUGCGUUCACAUCUGUGCUAAAAGAGCAACAGACUGCUGCAGCAGACUCCCUCAGAGGAGGCCUGGUAUCCAAAACUUUGUUGCUCCACUGGCGUCCCCAGACUCCAGACAUACCAUGCGUUGCCAGAGUUACAAGCCAGCACCCCAGGAUGAUUUUUAUUUUUAUUUUUAAACUGAGCUGCUAUUGAGGGAAAGCUUGUGCAGCAGGUGCAAACUUCUUCAGGGUUCUCCGUUUUUAAAGCAGUGGCAUAUUAUUCCUCCAUUUUACCCAGAGAUGUACCACUAGUGUAAAUAUUUAUUUUACUUUUGUUUUUAGUGUUGGUACAUGCAUUACUAUUUAAGAAUUUUAAUUUUUGCACAAGUCUUGUGAAUAUCUCUGAAUCUUUAACUCGAAUAAAACUGUGACUUCUUAAGCUUGAAGGUUUUAUUUUAAUUUUAGCAAACAUAAAUCAUGUAAAUUAAAAGUUUGGCUCAGGUGUUUGGUUUAUUGUAUACAUUUAAUUUAUAUUUCAGGGCCCAUGUCACUGUGUAUAAUUUAGAUUUAUUUUCUUCUAUGUUUUGAUUUUUAAGUGUAAAGGAAAAAUAUUUUCUUUUUUUAAAUUUUUUAUUUUUUAAAUCAGUUGUUGGUGAAGCACAAUACAGUUGAGCCAGGUUUAUUGUUUACAAUGUUUUUAUCCUGAAUGUUAAAGGAACAGCAGUUUCAUUCUGCUCCUUCACAGCCUGUAUUUAUAUUAAACCAUCUGUGCUUUUUACAUUAAAGUGAUUUUUUUUUUCCCUCUGUUUUUGUAUAUAUUUAUCCCUUCAUUUAUCACUGCAGAUGUUAAGUGUUCAAAGUGAAAUCAAGCUGAUUGAAGGACUUAUAGUUUGGACUCUGUGGUAUUCUUGAAUGCUAGGUGGACUUCAUAUUGUUCUUGAAAUGGGAACGAAUAAAUGAUUCAAUGAAACUGAA